GUUUACAUUUCGCGAAUAUGGCUGAAACAUCUACUCCAUCUGUGUUCUCGCGAAAUCUGCAAUGCGUACCAGAUAUUUCUUUCAAAGAAAUUGAAUUAUUUAGUUCCAGAAGCUCGGCAAAACGCAAUCACGAGCGUGGAUACAAUUAUUUCGCCGAGAAAUAUAUAUUCGACGUUCGGGUUGCACCGAAUCCCAACAACGAUGGGUGUCGAGCAACAUCUCGAUGCUACAGGUCAUACACGAAAAGUGGAAUUCCCCACACACUUGAAGUCUCAAUAAGUGCCACAAAAGCAAUCUCUAAUGGAUGCUGCACGUGUGCUAAUGGGCAAAGUGGGCACUGUGGACACAUUGUGGGCUUGCUCUACCAGCUUGCUCACUUUAAGAUAACAGGAGCAAACUACAUUCCUGAGGAUGCUGCAAAAACAUCACUGCAGACAUGGCACAUCCCCAGAGGAGAAAAGAUAAGAGGGGAGGCAGUGGAUGAAAUCAAAAUCCACAGUUUUAAGUCUGACAAGAAGUCAGACCGUAGUAUUUGUAGUACAUACAGGUACAAUCCAUUGUCUUCAGAGUUUCCAUCUGCCCUUCACCUUGUUGAGAGUUUAAAAGCUGCACAGCUAUUUUAUGAGUACAGAAUUACAACAUUUCAUUCCACAGCAAUGAUGCCAUUCUCUAUAAGUAAGAAGCAGACUCCAAUGGUUGAUACCAAAUAUGGUAAAUAUCCGAGGGGCAGUACACUGGCACAUCAGCAAAAACUUCAUGACAGCUUCAUCAUGAACUUCACUGAACUAGCCACAUUUCCUGAUCUUCCCCUAAGGAAUGUGAUGUCAGGAGAUAUUCCUGAUUUAUCAGAAGAAAAGAAGGACCUUUUAACCUCACUCAAAGUUUGUUUUCCCCAUUGUCAUUUAUCAUUUAUUAGAUACAUUAAAAUUUUAGAAGUGGAAAUUAAACUCAAAAUAAUUAAUUAUGAUUCUUCAGAUUUCCAAGCCUUGUCUAAAAGACUUAAAUCUUCAAAGACAAGAAUGACACAGGCCAUGAAAGAUGGCAUUAAAAAUGAGCCUCUGGCAGCUGAGGCAUACAGUAAUAUGAAGGGAAAUACUGUCAACCUGUAUCCAGCAGGAAUUAUCAUACACCCAGAUGCAUUCUGGUUGGCAGCCAGUCCAGAUAGAAAAGUGUAUGACCAGUCCAGAACACAAGAUCCCUUUGGACUGUUAGAAAUAAAGUGUCCAAGCAUGUCCACAAGAAGAUCACUUGAGGAACUACCCUAUUUGGAAGAAGUCAAUGGAAAGCUUCAGCUUAAAAGAAGUGACCGUUACUAUUAUCAGAUACAAAUGCAGCUGGCUGUAACAGGUCUAGAAUGGUGUGACUUUUUUGUGUGGUCCGUAGAUGCUUGCCACCUGGAGACAAUAAACUUUGAUCAAAAUUUCUGGAAUGGGGUAAAAAAUGUACUAAAUGUACUUUUGUAAAAGUAGUAUAGUAAUAAGAUGACAUAAAACUGCAUACCUCGUUCUUUUUAAUUAAAAUGUUAAUUAAAGGAAUGCAUC
Messenger RNA from Pomacea canaliculata, 1541 nucleotides. RefSeq lists its product as uncharacterized. Gene Ontology annotation, molecular function: zinc ion binding. Lineage: Eukaryota; Metazoa; Mollusca; Gastropoda; Architaenioglossa; Ampullariidae. The record is from RefSeq and is a predicted model, not a curated record.